AUGUGUCGAUAUAAUGCAGCCCACGCUGACCAUCAAGGCCCUGGAGAUUCACUGCCAACUGCCCUACAAAUAGUCAAGGAUAAUGGGAUUGGAAGCAACGGGAGCAACCCUUACUUGACUGCCAGGGAUCUGGACAAGGCGAAAACCGCGCUUGCUGGCAUCCUGGAACCCUAUCAGAUAAAGCUGAUUGAGAUGGACCAGAUUUCUCUGCAAAGCAUACGAAAUACUGCAAAGACCAUUCUUGAAAAGACGAGCCGGGUGAACAUCCUCAUCAACAACGCUGGGAUCAUGGCCGUACCAAACCUCGAGCUCAAGAGGGAUGGCUAUGAAUUGCAGUUUGCAGUAAAUCACCUAUCGUACUUCUUUUGUUUCAAAUCUUGA
Messenger RNA from Monascus purpureus, 381 nucleotides. NCBI's taxonomy places the organism in Eukaryota, Fungi, Ascomycota, Eurotiomycetes, Eurotiales, Aspergillaceae. The record is from the annotation of a GenBank genome assembly.